AUGUUAAUAUGUGGCCCACGGUUUGGAGCCUCCUUGCCUUUCGUACGCGUUGGGGGUUUUCACAAGAACAAGUGGAGUAUGAGUUGCAAAUCCCAGAGCGAGAGUGUGAAGAAAAAUCGUGCGAGUAAAGUAUGGCAGAAUUACAGUGUGAGACUUGUUGUUAUCUUCCUGACAGCUGCUACGGUAAUAGGUUCAAUUGCAACAGGCGCCGAUGCAAUUUAUGAACAGGAAGAGACUCUAUCAAACAUACCUCAAACUCUAUCCGGUGACAGUAAGAAACCUAAAAUACAGAAACCCAAGUCAAGGAAAGCGGAAUCCUGCACGGGUAAGUGUGUUACCACUUGCAUCAGAGGAGGCGAAGGCUCUCCUGGUGAAGGCCCUCUUAACGUCACAAGACCACUGGUUGUUUUCAAGCAAGGUUUUAGAUCUCGUCACUACUGUUUGGUGGAGUGUUCAGACAUUUGUAAUUUGAUGAGCAACACCGACGACAUGCCUUAA
Molecule: messenger RNA, 498 nt
Organism: Lathyrus sativus (Indian pea)
Lineage: Eukaryota; Viridiplantae; Streptophyta; Magnoliopsida; Fabales; Fabaceae
Source: the annotation of a GenBank genome assembly